This is a messenger RNA of Caenorhabditis elegans, 1033 nucleotides long. RefSeq lists its product as uncharacterized. Bases 27 to 827 code for a protein of 266 amino acids. Lineage: Eukaryota; Metazoa; Nematoda; Chromadorea; Rhabditida; Rhabditidae. The record is from RefSeq and is marked reviewed. The transcript has 3 exons.
CAACGCAUUGUCAGCUAUGAAGUGAGAUGCGCAUUCUGUCGGCAUUCUUCGCAGUGCUCUUCACUUUCAUCAAUCCAACAAUGAUUGUGAACGUCAUUUCACAAGUGGAGGCGUUUCUAAAUAUGAAUUCCCAACUGCCCGAUCAUCUUCGAUUCAAUGCCAUUGAUUUUGUUGUAAACCAUCUAAAGUCAAGCGAUCAUCGAAUAAAACUCUAUGUUUAUGGAUGUGUUGUCCUAGUGACAAUUCUACAUGUAAUGUUCACAUGCUUAUCACUCUAUGGAAUAUAUUCGUGUCGAGCGAAAUUCAUGAAACCAUUGAUUGUGGAUAUUAUAACAAGUUCGAUUUUCCUGCUCAUUUUCGUAUUCUUCUCGUUAUUCAUGUAUUGGAGGCUCAACACUCUUGGCUCAAUAACUGAAAAAGAAACGACAAAACUGCAACUUCGUAACAUGUACGUAGGAGUUGGAUUUCUGAUAGUUUACGCUAUUUGGACGAUAGUUCAAUGUCUUGCACACUCCGACACAAAAAAGUUACGUGCUGACUUCAUGUAUUGGAUAGAAGAAGAGCGAAUGUCGAUGAGAAGUCGACAUAAUGUUUCAGUUGAUAAUCGAUCGGAUAGAUCAUCAAAAGGUUCAAAAGCAUCAAGAGCAUCAAAAAGUUCAGCGAGAAGUGCAAAAUCUGAAAUUGGAACAACUGCAAGUACUGAGAGAAAAUCUCCAAGAGAAGGAACUUCCAAAGGAGAUUAUCAAAAAGUUUCCACAAACUCAUGCAAUACAUCAAUAUGCAAAAAAGUUUCAGUAACGAAUGCAAGAUUGUCCGUACCACUUUGAGCGAAGGUACCGUUGAAAAAUUAGUGUUAUAUUAUUAAUACUCUCAUUGAAAUACAGGUUUCAUCCCUUUUCCUUUCCGUUUCAAUAAUAGUUUUCCUAUUUUUCUUUGUGCUCAUCCCUGCCCAGAACGUGUCUCCAAAAUUCCUGUAUGUGUUCCUGAUAUGGUUGUAUUAAAAAAUAAAAUUAAAUAAAAUGGUUUUGAUAAA